CUCGCAUCAUCUUUUGUAAAUGAGAUUUGCUUCUUCAAAGCCUAUUAAUGAAUACCCUGUUCAUGGCCUUAUGCCAAAACAGGAUACUCAAGCAGCUAAUUUUAUAAAAAAGUUUCCAAAUUACGAUGGUAGAGGAACAGUAAUUGCUAUUCUCGAUACAGGCGUUGAUCCUGGAGCAGCAGGCAUGCAGAUAACUACUGAUGGGAAACCUAAAAUUAUUGAUAUUGUCGACUGUACUGGUGGAGGUGAUGUUGAAACUACCAAGAUUGUAAAGCCUACUAUUGAAAACGGCAAUAAAAUUAUUGAAGGUUUAAGUGGACGCAAAUUGAUAUUAGGUGAUUGGGAAAAUCCUAGUGAUGAAUAUCGUGUAGGUCUUAAACGCGCUUAUGAAUUAUUCCCUUCUGAUUUAAAAAACAGAAUUAAAGCUGAGCGUCGCGAAAAUUUUAUUAAGAAGCAAUCUCAACUCCUUUGUGAGGCACAAGCUAAACUUGCAGAGUUUUUAAAAGAUAAUAGUCAGCCUAAUGAGGCAGAAAAAGCUGACUUAAAGGCUCGUAUUGAAAUGUUAAAGGAUAUGAAUACAAACUAUGAAGAUCCUGGUAUUCUUCUUGAUUAUUGGAGAGCUGUCAUUGAUGUAAACGAAUCUGGAGAUUUAAGAGACCAACCAUGCUUAACGGAUUAUCGUAAAGAGUUGAAGUAUCAUACAUUUGGAAAAGCUGAUUUACUUAAUUUUUCUGUUAAUAUUUAUGACAAUGGCAAUAUCCUUAGCAUUGUUACUUUAUCAGGCAGUCACGGUACACAUGUCGCUGGUAUCACGGCUGGCAAUUUCCCCGAAGAACCGGAAUUAAAUGGUGUUGCGCCUGGUGCCCAACUCAUUUCUCUUCGCAUUGGUGAUUCACGACUUGGCUCUAUGGAGACUGGUCCUGGCUUAACACGUGCUGCAGCUCAUCUUGCUAUGCAUAAGGUAGAUCUUGCCAAUAUGUCUUAUGGUGAAUCGAGUAGUUUACCUAAUAGUGGUCAUUUUAUCAAAUUAUUGGCUGAAGAGGCUGUUGGUAAAUCUGGCUGCAUUUUUGUGACAAGUGCUGGCAAUGAUGGUCCCUGUUUUAGUUCUAUUGGUGCUCCAGCAGGUAUGGAUGAACGUUUUAUAACUGUAGGCGCCUAUGUGAAGCAUGCACAAAUGCAAGCUGAAUAUGCUCUCCUUGAAUCAGUAGCUGAACGCCCUUAUACUUGGUCAUCUCGUGGUCCUACUACUGAUGGCUAUCAUGGUAUCGAUGUGUAUGCUCCUGGUAGUGCAAUUACUAGUGUCCCUGUAUAUGUUUUAAACAAACUCGACUUGAAGAAUGGUACAAGUAUGUCCAGUCCUAAUGCUUGCGGUUGUGUUGCAUUACUUGUUUCAGCUCUUAAGGCUGAGAAGCAAAACUAUACACCUUUUAGAUUGAAGAAUGCUAUUGUUCAAACAAGUAAAUCAGUUGAUGAUCCUCUUAAUGUCGGAUUUAUUCAAGUGGAAAAAGCUUGGGAAUACCUUGAGAGCUAUAAGGAUGACGAUAACCUGGAUUUGUUCUUUAAGGUUACUGUUCAAAAGCGAGGUAAUCAACGUGGUAUUUACCUUCGUGAGCUUGAUGAUGUAAGCAAAGUUCAAUACAUUACAACUAAAGUUCAACCUGUAUUUAUGGGCGAGCAAGAUCCUGAGAACCCCAAGUAUAAUGAAGCUAAAUUUAAUUAUGAUGUUCGUGUUGCAUUGGUUACUACUGAGUCUUGGAUUAGUGCACCAGAUUAUUUGUACCUUCAUUCAAGUGGCAACGCUUUCCAAAUCAAAGUAGAUCCUACUUCUCUUCCAGAAAGUAAGCUUCAUUAUGGCGAAGUGCUUGGUUAUGAUACCUCUGCUCCUGAACGAGGCCCCUUGUUCCAUGUCCCUAUCUCUGUUGUUAAGCCUACAGUUCCUUCACAGGGCUUUAUUCAAUAUAAGAAUGUUGAAUACGGACCAGGUGAUAUUAUUAGACGAUUCGUUCAGGUACCUGAUGGCGCAACUAGUUGUGAAGUCACUAUCAAGGCACAUGCUAACACCGAAACUGCUCCUGCUCGUUUUAUGCUUCACCUCUUGCAACUUGUACCUAAACAAAAUCAAAAGAAGAAGCAUGCCUAUAGUUUCUUAUUGGGUAAUGACUCCUAUGGUGAUCCUGAAUCUGAGAAACAGAUAAUUAAAAAACAUGUCUCUGUACGUGGUGGAUUAAAUCUUGAGGUAUGUCUUGCCCAAUUUUGGUCUGGUCUUGGUAACCAUGCGAUUGACCUUAGUCUUAACUUUCAUGGUGUACAAGUUGCUGGUAACCUUGCUAAUGGACAUGGCGUUCUUCAUUUAGAACCUCAAGUGACUCGUUUAGAUAUAACCAGUCCAUUCCGUCGAGAAGAUGCAUUGAAUGUCAGUGUUACUUUUGACAAAUUACGUAAAUAUAUUCGCCCUUCAGAUGCAUCCAUUACGCCUAUGCAUCCUGACCGUGACCUAUUACCUAGCACACGCUUAUUAUAUCAGCUUGUUCUAACUUAUAACUUUAAGCUUGAAGUUUCUACAACCAUCACGCCUCGUUUCCCUACUGUUAUGAACCAACUCUAUGAGCAUUUCUUGGCCGGUGUCUUUGGUAUUAUUUAUGAUGUUAAUAAGAAAGUUGUUGGCUACCUUGAUGUGUUUGACCAUAACAUUAAGCUUGGACAAAAGGGUGAUUAUACAAUCAUGCUUCAAUUGUCUGUUGAAGAUGAAGAUGUUUUAGAGAAAUUAAAGGAUACUAUUUUGGAACUGGAUAUGGAUUUGAAGAGUACUUCUUUCAAUACCUUCCAAACCCUCGGGGAUGUAUACACAAAGAAGAGUUCAAAUUACACUAAAAUCGCAUUGGAACGUAAGGAUGCUAAGGUAUUCUAUAUUGCUGCUCCCACAGGUAAAGAUGCUAUUCCUAAGGAGGCCAAAGCAGGAGAUGCAUUAGUAGGUACUUUAAGUUUCCUCGGUAAAGUCGAAGGAGGAGAAUAUCAAGUUCUUUACAAUGUUCCUCCUCUUGUUGUCGAAUCUUCUAAUAAUGGAAAAGAUGAGAAAAAAUUGACCGAUGAAGAAUUAGAGCAAAAGUUAAAGGUUGCUACUCGUGACUUACAAAUCUCAUAUCUCAAGAAGCUCUCUGCUGAUUCAGAUAUCUAUAAGGAACUCUUGAGCAAGUUGGAAACUGAAUAUGCUGAUGACAUUUCAUUUUUAGAAUUCAAGAUAAGCACCCUCUGGGCUAAGGGAGAGGUGAAUAGCUUGUUGAAUCCAGAUGAAAUUUCACUCGAUAAUGCGAAUGAAAUUAUCCAGUUGGCAGAUACAAUCCUUAACAAGCUUAAUGAAUGUGAAUUGUUAGAAUUCUUUGGUCGUAAAAAACCAGAGGAUGAAUCUGAUGAUGAGAAAGAAAAACGUAAAGAAAACACUGAUAAGAAGAAACAAAUUAUUAAUGCCCUCAAGAACAAAGCUAUGGCAUAUACUAUCAUUUUGAGUAAAGAGGAAAACAGUGACAUCGAAGCAUUAAAUACUACUAUUCGUUCUCUACAACAAUGGGAUGCUGAAGAUAGUUCUACUAAUCUUGCUUCUUUGCUUGUCAAGGUGGCAUGUGAUCGUCAAAAGGGACACAUUGGAACUGCUCUUAAAUCUGUACAGGAAUACCUCACAGAAGUAUCUUUUACAUCUGACAAAGUAAAUGAUAUAAAGAAAGCAUGGAAUACUCGUAACAAGUUGUUAAAGGAAUUAAACUGGCCUCUUUGGGCAAACUAUGAUGAUAAAUGGGAUCUUAUUAGACAACCACCUUAUGGUUAUGCUUUGUUCUAAGUUACUAUUUUUUUUUUUUUAAAAAAAAAGGCAUUACUCUCUUAAAAUAAACUAUAUGUGUAUAUAUAAACAUACAUGUAGUCAUAUUUUUAUAUAUUCAUAAUUACUAUUUAAAAUAAAAAUGUAUUUGUAACAAAAUAAAAAGGUUUAUCAUUUGGGCUACAUUUAAA
Cokeromyces recurvatus is the source of this 4002-nucleotide messenger RNA. RefSeq lists its product as uncharacterized. Gene Ontology annotation, cellular component: cytosol. Gene Ontology annotation, biological process: proteolysis. Lineage: Eukaryota; Fungi; Mucoromycota; Mucoromycetes; Mucorales; Mucoraceae. Bases 20 to 3832 code for a protein of 1270 amino acids. Gene Ontology annotation, molecular function: tripeptidyl-peptidase activity; serine-type endopeptidase activity. The transcript is spliced from 9 exons. The record is from RefSeq and is a predicted model, not a curated record.